GAAAAACUCUUUCCACAAAACACGUUUUAUUUCUCUUGCGUAUACACCCUUGCGUAUGCACAUAUUUCCCCUCCCUUCUAUUUACCCACGCGGAUAUUUGCUGAAACUCGAUUCAAACUCGAUUCCUCCUUGCGUAUUCCUGGAUUCGUUUAUUUCCACAGAGUUCCCUUUAAAUUAUAUCCAGCAAAUAUCGUCCAGUUUUUCGAGAAAAAUCCGAUUCGUUCAUAAUCGUGGAUAAAUUCGAUCCAUUAAGAAAAAUCAUGAGUACGACGAAACCGACCAGCUGCAAAGAGGCGAUCCGAAUGUGGGAGGAAGAGAAUAAACAAGACGCCUCGACCGCGAAGGAAAUGAUCCUCAGCUUUCGAUGGCCGCCCAUAGAAAAAAUGGACAAUUCUCUGGCGGUUUUGGUCAAUUGUGAAAAGCUCUCCCUCUCGACGAAUAUGAUCGAAAAGAUUGCGGGAAUCGGAACGUUGAAGAAUCUGAAGAUCCUCGCGUUGGGCCGCAAUCUGAUCAAAUCGUUCGCCGGAUUGGAGCCAUUGGGCGACACUCUCGAGGAACUUUGGAUUUCGUACAACCUGAUCGAGAAAAUGAAGGGAAUCAACGCGAUGAAAAAUUUGCGCGUCCUCUACAUGUCGAAUAACCUGGUCAAAGAUUGGCACGAGUUCAAUAGACUUCAGGAACUCACGAAUCUUCGUGAUUUACUUUUCGUCGGAAAUCCAUUGUACGAGAGUCUCGAGGUUGAAAUCUGGAAAUCGGAGGUAGCUAAACGUCUGCCAAUGUUAGAAAAAUUAGACGGUGAAUUGAUCAUACGAACAGAGGAAACAGAGACUUCGUUGCAACUUGACAGUCCUGUGCAAAUAUGAAGACCAGUGGAUUGUUUAUAAAUCUUUUUUCGAUUGCUAUAUUUUUAUAUUUUAUUUUAUAAUUUAUUUGAUAAGCUAUUUAUUUCUCGUCCGUUUACUUUUUCUAUUAUUUUUAUUUCUAUGCGAUUUUAAUUUUGUAUGCAAGUAUACAUGUACAAAGUUGUAAAAUAAAUAUUUUUGUAAAAU
Molecule: messenger RNA, 1049 nt
Organism: Apis florea (little honeybee)
Lineage: Eukaryota; Metazoa; Arthropoda; Insecta; Hymenoptera; Apidae
Product: dynein axonemal light chain 1
Biological process (GO): outer dynein arm assembly
Cellular component (GO): cytoplasm
Molecular function (GO): alpha-tubulin binding; dynein heavy chain binding
Source: RefSeq, a predicted model, not a curated record